Messenger RNA from Rattus rattus (black rat), 4254 nucleotides. RefSeq names its product HECT and RLD domain containing E3 ubiquitin protein ligase family member 6 (gene Herc6). Gene Ontology annotation, biological process: ubiquitin-dependent protein catabolic process; protein ubiquitination. The transcript is spliced from 24 exons. The coding region runs from base 47 to 3118 and encodes 1023 amino acids. Gene Ontology annotation, molecular function: ubiquitin protein ligase activity. The record is from RefSeq and is a predicted model, not a curated record. Lineage: Eukaryota; Metazoa; Chordata; Mammalia; Rodentia; Muridae.
UGACAUACCAGAGCCACAGAGCCACGGGUGGCUGGGCAUCGCAGAGAUGUACUUCACCUGGGCUCCAGGAAGGCAGCAGCCUCGGCGCCUGGAGGCAGGAACUGGGCUUAAGCUCUUGAAGGCGGCCAGCGGGGAACGCCACUCGCUGCUACUGUUCAGCAACCACAGGGUGUACUCCUGCGGGGACAACAGCAGGGGCCAGCUGGGUCAGAAGAGUCCGCAGAGCACCAAACGGCCAGAACCAGUUCAGGCACUGAGUACUGUACACAUUGACCUGGUGAGCUGUGGGAAGGAGCACUCCGUGGCUGUCUGCCACCAAGGAAGGGUCUUCGCAUGGGGAGCCGGUUCUGAAGGGCAGCUGGGGAUUGGAGAAUUUAAGGAAAUAAGCUUCAUGCCUACGAAAAUAAACGCUCUGGCUGGCAUAAAAAUAAUCCAAGUUUCCUGUGGACACUACCACUCUUUGGCAUUAUCAGAAGAUGGCCAAGUGUUUUCAUGGGGAAGUAACAGACAAGGACAACUGGGCCUGGGGAAUAAUUUAUGUUUCCAAGCCAGCCCACAGAAGGUGAAGUCCCUGGAGGGGAUCCCCCUGGCUCAAGUGGCUGCAGGUGGCACACACAGUUUUGCUCUGUCUCUCAUGGGGACUUCAUUUGGCUGGGGGAACAACAGAUCUGGGCAGCUGGCCCUCAGUGGGAACAGUGCUAAAGAGCAAAUCUACAAGCCUCAUUCAAUUGGUGCCCUGAAGACUCUCAAUGUGGUUUAUAUUAGCUGUGGUUAUGAGCACACUGCAGUGCUUACCGAGGAUGGACAAGUGUUUACAUUUGGAGGCAGUAGCUCUGAACAGCACAGCCCCAGGAGUGGGAGAGGAGGUCCACAACUCAUAGAAGGGAUUGGCGGCCCUGUUUCACAGAUAGAGUGUGGAAGUUAUCACACCAUUGCAUAUGUCUACACCACUGGUCAGGUGGUAUCUUUAGGCCGUGGACCAAGUUGCACAAGCAACGCAACUCAUCAGGAGGCUGCUUGCUCUGACGUUACCUGCUUGCUAUCUGCCAAGGACCUUGUGGAUAUUGAAGUCAAAGACAUUUUUGCUGGAGCACACGCCAACUUUGUGACAACCUGCCGGCAUACUAGGUCCACAAGUGUUUCCAUGAAAAUCCUGCCAGAAAUUAUCCGAAUCACCCAGCCACUGGCAAAGAAAUGGAGAGCAGCAAAGAAAGGAAAAGUUCGUGAAGACGCCAAAAGAAAAAUCAGCUUGAUAUUUUCAUCUCCUGCUUGUUUGACUGCAAGUUUUUUGAAGAAAAGAGAUGCUGGAGAGAAUAAUUUCAUUAACGUGGACUUAAAACUGGCAAGGGAUGUCUUCAAGAUGUUAACAGCAGAGAAAUGGAUUUCCUCCUUGAUAACCACUUGUCUUGAGGAGACUCUGCUUAGAGGUCUUCCAUACAGCUCUCCACAUCAAGAAGCUCUAUUAGUUUUUCUUUUGCUCCCGGAAUGUUCCAUUAUGCAGGAUCCCAAGAACUGGAAGACCCUGGCAUUUGAAUUUGCAAGCGCUAUUCAUAAAAUGAGGUCAAAGUCAUUAACAUUCCUGAGAAACUGGUGGGCAUCUUUGGAAGUUUCUUCUCUGAACUCACUGGUCCAGAUGCUAAAGAAAACCAUCGUCUCUCAACUGCAUAAUGAAGUUCCAAUGAUGAAGGAUAUGUCUAACCAUGAAGUUUCUUUAGAAGUGAUAAAAGAAGUGCAUAAGAUACUAGAGAAAACCAACUCUCAUCUUCAUAAUGAAGUUCCAAUGAUGGAGGAUACGUCUAAUCUUAAAGUUCUCUUAGAAGUGAUGAAAGAAGUGCAUGAGGCUAACUGUCAACUUCCAGAAAAUGCUUUCAUCAUAAAUGACAUCUUUAACUUCAAUACAGAAGAAGGAAUAAUGGCCAAACAGCAAAUGUUCUUUAAAAAAUACUAUUCUAUGGUCUUCAAUGAUUUUCCAUUUAUCCUUGAUUUGCCAUCCAAAAUUAUAUUAAUGAAACAUGACUCAUCUGUAAAGCUGUCGCAUGAAGUCGCUGCAUCUCCAGAAAAGAUGGGAUGCCCAUUCUUUAUACUGAAAGUCAGACGAAGUCAUCUGGUGGAAGACACCUUGCGUCAAUUAAGACAAGCUGAAGACUUUGACCUUAGGAAGCCACUAUCGGUCGGAUUUAUUAAUGAAAUUCGUCCUGAGGGUUGGGGAGUGAGUUCUGAGUUCUUCCACUGUAUAUUUGAAGAGAUGACAGACCCCAAAUAUGAAAUGUUCAUGUAUCCUGAAAAUGGUUCCAACAUGUGGUUUCCAGCCAAUCCCAAGUUUGAGAAAAGCAGAUAUUUCCUCUUUGGGAUCUUAUGUGGACUCUCCCUAAUCAAUUCAAAGGUUAUCAACCUUUCUUUCCCACUGGCUUUAUAUAAAAAACUUUUGGAGCAAAAUCCAUCUUUGGAAGAUUUAAAAGACCUUAGUCUUCUCUUGGGAAGGAAUUUGCAAGAAGUUCUAAAUUGUGAGGCUGGUGAUAUUGAAGAACUUCACAUGUAUUUUUCUAUAUACUGGGAUCAAAGAGAUGUUGAUUUAACUCCAGAUAGGAUCUCUGUGCCUGUGAAUGAAACCAACAAGAGAGACUAUGUGUCCAAGUGUGUUGAUUACAUUUUUAACAUUUCUAUAAAGACGAUUUAUGACGAAUUUCAUAGAGGAUUUUACAAGGUGUGUAACCGGGACAGUAUUAGGCAUUUCCAGCCUGAAGAACUAAUGGCAGCAAUAAUUGGAAACCCUACUUGUGACUGGAAACAAUUUGAAAAUAAUUCAAAGUAUGAAAAUGGAUAUUCCAAAUCACACCCAACUAUUCUACUGUUUUGGAAGGCUUUCCAUGAACUAACUUUGGAUGAAAAGAAAAAAUUCCUCUUGUUUCUUACAGGAUGUGAUAGGCUACAUGUGAAAGGCCUACAGAAUGAAGGAAUAAGAUUCCGGUGUCCUGAAGUCUUCAGUGAAAAAGAUAACCCAAGAUCAUUGACAUGUCACAGUAUUCUAGACCUGCCUAAGUAUUCCACAAUGAGGAGGAUGAAGGAAGCGCUUCAGGUUGCAAUCAACAAUAACAAGGGGUUUAUCUCGCCGGAAUGAUGCAGAAGCAUUCACCUCCCAGCAGUCCACAGCCUCAGGGAUUAGGUCUUUCACUUUGGGGUUCUUCUGUCUUUCCUUAAUCUAAUUAGGGACAAGAGAUUAAAGGAUUUUACUUUAGUUUUUGAGAUAAAUAAGUUAUAAAAUAAUAUUUUAGUGAAAGAAUUCUAUAAAACAUUUGCCACAUUCCUAACAUUGCUCUUUUAGAAUGUUUGUUUUGGCUGCAAUAUUUUCUGAACAAACUAUGUUCCUUUAAUAAUAUACUAAAUAUUAAAAAUGUUCAAGACUAGGGGCUAAAGAGAGAACUUAGUGGUUAAGAUCACUGGCUGCUCUUCCAGAGGCCAGGGCUCAAUUACCAGCACCCACAUGGCUGCUUACAUCCUGUCUGUAAUUCCAGUCUUAGGGGAUCCAACACUCUCCUCUGGCCUCCAAAACACACCAUGGAUAUGGUGCAUAGAUAUACAUGCUAAUAACACCUAAAAUAAAAUAAAAUAAAUAAAAUAAAAAUAAGAUAGUAUUUAUUUAUUUAAAGUGUUAUUGUACCAACAAUAAACUAUUAGUUUGAAAGUAUUAAGAAACCAAGUUUGGAAAAAAUAAGCAAAAUAUGUACUGCUUUCAACAGUUUUUGAAGCAUAUAGAUGUAUAUUUUGCAUUAAGGAAUAUAUUUAGAGUUGUGAUUUUAGUAAAUGCUAAAUGAUUUAUUUUCAACUUCUAAGUGUUUAUAUUUAUUACUAUUUAAAGAUACUUAAUAGUGCUCCAAAAUACAUUCUAAAUAUAGAUCCUGUUAUUACACCUACUUCUGUUUGGUAAAAUGUGAAGAAGUUGAAAUAUGUCUUAUUAUGAUGCUAUAGAGUAGAUUAACAAAGCAACAUAACUGCUAUGGGAAAAGACCAAUACAUCUUGUAUACUAGUUCUACUUAAUGUUAAAACUUAAAUUGCAUUAUACAGUUUUGAAAUGAUUUCAUAAACUCAUAUAAUUUGUUGUAAGAAUGACAUAUAUGCUGCUGUGACAACCCCUCUUCAUUAAAGCUCCAUUUCUAUAAGGCUGUUUUAUCUUUAUAGACUUAUCAGACUUCAUGUGUUUACUGGAUUCCAAAGUGACCAAAUAAACUUAUUAAAAAUAGAUCAUUUAAAGAUAA